This is a messenger RNA of Leishmania major strain Friedlin, 3708 nucleotides long. RefSeq lists its product as hypothetical. NCBI's taxonomy places the organism in Eukaryota, Euglenozoa, Kinetoplastea, Trypanosomatida, Trypanosomatidae. The record is from RefSeq and is a predicted model, not a curated record. Bases 1 to 3708 code for a protein of 1235 amino acids. The transcript has a single exon.
AUGCAGCAUCCGCCGGUGACGACUGUGGGAGCACAUGCGCCGUUGAAGCACCGCGUGCGUUCUCUGUGGCGUGUUCUGCCCCUCUCUACAAAGUCCAAUAGGUGGGUCCCUCUCAUGGAAUCGUGGGAAACGGCACUGCAGCACACGCGCAACGCCGCUGUACUGCGCAUCCAAAGGAGCAGCAACUGUCGCGGCUUCACCGCGUCUGCUGGUGGAGUCUCAAGCCAUGCCCUACUCGUCGGCCAUCGAACGUGCUGCUCCUCUGCGUCCUCGUCCUCGUCGUGGAAACCGCCGUCAUCGGCAGGAGCGGCGACCGCCGCAGCCGCUGCAGAGCCGGAGAUGAUCUCACUUGACGCGAUAGAGAUCGAGGUGGUGAGUGCCGAGGAAUCCCCGUCGACGACGUCCACGACCGCCACAGUGCGUCAUGCGGAGGUGCACAGGGAAACGCCUUUCCCAGGCCACAGAAACCAUUGUGUGCCGCAUCCCCACUGUCAUCAUCAUCAGCGGCAGCGCGAAGUGAGUGCGACAGACUUCUUCACGGCACAGCUUCACGCCACCUCCGCUGCGGGUGGCCGCGAGUACGACAGCGAUGGUGCCUCCACAGCAUCCGCUGCGCGUGUCGUCAGCGGCAGCGGUGAGACGGAAACCGGCGUGCCGGUCAGUGCCGUGCAGCGGCAGGAGGACUACUGCGACGCUCACACGAUCGACGCGUUUGCGCGAGGGCGCAUCUCCAACUUUGUGCGGCGGAUGGGCCACAGAACUGGAACGGUAUUUCACGUGCGUGUCAUGACGCCGGCCCAGGCAGCGGCGGUCACCGGAAGUACGACAGGGCCGACACUCUUCGCGGCGACGUGUCGGCUGCCGCUGCCGGAGCCGCAUGGCUCGCGCGUGGCCGAAGGCGUUGCAGAAGACGCGAAGGAAGCCGAGUUGCUCGCUGCCAUGCACGCCGAGCGCGUGUGUGACGCACUCGGCGUGCAGCUCUUCCGCCUGAGGACAGCACAGCAGAAGCACGCGGACGCCGUGCGAAAAGAAGAGGGCCGCUACGCACCCUACCCCGACGACCCCAUCAAGCCGCUCGGGACGCCCAUUCCACCCCCGCUGCGCCUGCUGCGCUCCCGCAUGCACACGUCGUCUAACGCACCCGGCGCUGCGUCGGCACGAUCGGUCUUCUCGGUUGCCACUGAAGUUGCCGCUGCUGAUGCGGCAGCCUCUUCGCAGUCCCACCGGUAUACGGCUGAACGAGGCGAAGCAUCGGCAGCAACAGUGACAGCGCCUCGGGUGCAGAGGUCGCAUCUGGCACGGACACCACCAGCACCCCGGGAGGGGCCGCUAGCUGGCCAGGCGCUGCCGGCGGAAUCAGCAGAGAGUGGUGCUGGAGAGGACGACUCGGCGUCAGCCAGCCCCGCCACCGCCGGCGCGGCGACGAGCUUCGAAUCGACCAAGAUUGUGCUGCGCCGCCACGACCCUAUUGACGACUACGCACAGUUGGUGUUUCACUACACGGAUGAAGAGCAUGCCGAGCGAGUGCGGACGUACGCCAGCAGUGUCUACUACCCCUGGAUGUGCCAGUGGGAAGGGGGGGCCGUGGCGCAGGGAGAUGUUAGCGCGACUCCACAGGGUGGUGCUAUGGGCAGUGAUGGCACUGCCGCCGCCGCCACGCUAGGGCAGGUGUUUGACCCCACAGAAAACGGCAUGUGGUCGAUGGUGAAUGACCGCGAUAUGCGCUGCUCCCCCACUCCGCAUGACGCGCUCGUGCUGCCCAUCGUGUACGACGGCCCCUGCGCCGAGGCGCGGAUCACCGACUACUACACCCAGCAUAACACAACGCUCAAGGAGCAUCUCAUGGUGCGCUCUGCUUCUGGGUCAGCGGGAAGUCCGCAGCGCAUGGUGGAGGCGGAGCUGCGACUUGUAGGUCUCACCAUUGCAGCGAAGGGGAAGGCGCAGACAGAGCCGAUGGCCAUCCACCUCGCCGCCAUGCACGCGGAGCUGCUGCUGGAUGCACUGGGGCAUCCGCUCUUUCCAGCCGACCCACAGCGGCAGGCACGGCACGCCGAGGUGGUGGCUGGCUACGGGCGGUGGGCCAUGAACCCCCUCACUGGCGCUAUCACACCACCGAACCCGCACGACGCGCUUCCGCUGCCGCUGAAGAUCCAAAUCGGGACGGAUGAUGUGUGGCUGGGGCCGGAGGCGCGGCGGCAACUGGGGCACCGCUGGUCAGACUCGGAGCAUAUCAUUGUGGCCAUGCAGCACUUGAAUUCGCAGACCGAAGACGAGGUGGAGAUCAACCCGCCGGCGGUGCUCCUCGAGGAGGCGGAGCAGCUGCUCCAAGAAUGGCAGGCGCACGUCGCAGAGAGUCGCUUUACGCAUCUCUUUGUGCUGUUCAACAUGGACAACGUCUUCCAGGCAACGACACUCCUGCCAGUUCCGCGACGGUUCGGCAUCCGGGGUGGUCUCGGCAUCGGCAAGACGCGCAAGAUGGCCGUGCAGGUGUGCUCCCUGCACGCACUCGACACGCUGUGCACUCUCGGCGUCCCCCUGUGCGUCGACCCGGAGCGACAGCGACGGUACCUACAGCGUCGUGCCGCACUCGGCAUGGUACUGCAGCGCACCUCUCCUGCCGACGAAGGAUCGCUGAAGCACGCGCGGGUACCGCGGAGCUUCUCUGGGCUGCCGCCACCGCCUUUGCCCAGCGCGGCAGAGAGGUCGCCGGGGACGAGCGACGGCGGUGUGCUGCGCUUGCCGACGUACGUAGUAGAGGGUUCGCACAUUCGCCUGCUGCCCAACAUUACCGACACGCUACACACCAUGCAGCUGCGCAUUCCCGAGGACUACUGCCUUUUCGGUGGUGCCAGUGAGGAGGUGCUCGUCGAAAUCGGCAAUCAGGUGCGCAUGGCCGUGCAGAACUACUUGCAGGAAUGCCUGGGAAAGCUGUUGCGCAGUCGAAACAUGCAGCAGAGAAUCCAGAGCAACAGCGGUGCGUCGAGGGCCGUACAAUGUGCUGCAGCAGCGGCCGGCGCGGGCGACGCCGUCGUGGAAGACAACAUCGCCGAGACACAGGCGUGGGCCACCCAGUUUGCCAUGAAUCUCUUGCCACACAACAUCAUAAGGGGCUACGGACGGCAGAACAGCCUGCACAACACCAGCUUCCUGCAGGUGCCGAUCCCCAGUAGCGCUGUGCUGCCAUCACCAGAGAUGUCGCACAAGAUCGACGCCUCGGCCGUAUCAUUGCCGCCGCACCCAUUAAUGGGACCCGUGUACGCCAUCGCCAUCGGCACGUCGCUCAAGCGUAAGGAUGCCGAGCGUGCCUGCUACCUUCACGCCGCGUCCAUCUUGCAUUCCUUUGGAGUGGAUGUCUUGGUGCAGUAUCCGCGCGGCCAGCCGCGGGUGCGCCACGCAUGCUCGUUCGCGGACGUGGCCAAGUACCUGAGCAAGGAGCCGCUCAUCAUUACAUCCCCCUUCCUCUCUGACGGCACGCUGCGCGCCUCGGCGGUGGAGGCCGCCGGUGUCAAGCCGACGGAGGCGGUUUCGCCGCCUCCGUCGACGAGCGAGGAGAUCGCCAGUGCGUCGUCCGCCUCAUCUGCGCCACAGCCGGGCUCCCUGCACCCACCUCGGCCCGUCAUGCACACGAAUAUGAAGGCGUUCUUGGAAAGCACGCGAGGCAUCACGUUACCGAGGAAACGGAAGGCCCGCUUCACAAGUCCCUUCUGA